GUGCCGUGAAGUUGGGGAGGAAAUGGCGUCUCUUUGAACGGCAUGUCGAAGCUGAAGAUGAGCGUUUGAAGCUACGGAAAGAUUGCUCUGAGCUCAGUCUGACUGUACACGACAGAAUCCGCAAAGUGAGACCGAGAGGAGCGCACCCAGAGAACAGCCCAAUGGAAGCCAAACCCGGGAGGCCAGUGGUGCUACAGCCCCGCUGGAAGCGCGUCGUAGGAUCGACUGGUCCAGUCCCACGGCCCCGGCACGGACACAGGGCCGUAGCCAUUAAGGAGCUGAUGGUGGUGUUCGGCGGGGGGAACGAGGGGAUCGUGGACGAGUUGCAUGUCUACAACACAGCCACCAACCAGUGGUUCAUCCCUGCAGUCCGUGGUGACAUCCCCCCCGGCUGUGCCGCCUAUGGCUUCGUGUGUGACGGGACGAGGCUGCUGGUGUUCGGAGGGAUGGUGGAGUACGGCAAAUACAGCAACGACCUAUAUGAGCUGCAGGCGAGUCGCUGGGAGUGGAAACGUCUGAAGGCCAAAGCGCCAAAGAAUGGCCCACCCCCCUGCCCCCGUCUUGGACACAGCUUCUCUCUGAUUGGAAGCCGGUGCUACCUUUUUGGUGGACUUGCCAAUGAUAGUGAAGAUCCCAAAAACAACAUCCCCAGAUACCUGAAUGACCUGUACUGUCUGGAGCUGCGGCCGGGCUCCAGCGUGGUCGGCUGGGAGAUUCCAGCAACGUCCGGCCCACCACCACCACCCAGAGAGAGUCACACGGCGGUGGUGACAACAAACCACGCGGCCAGCAGGUUAAUCAUCUACGGAGGCAUGAGUGGCUGCCGGCUGGGGGACCUGUGGGUCCUCGACAUAGACUCUCUGGUGUGGAGCAAACCAGGCCUCGGUGGGACGGCCCCCCUACCUCGCAGUCUGCACUCCGCCACCACCAUCAACAACAAGAUGUAUGUUUUUGGAGGUUGGGUUCCUCUGGUGAUGGAUGAUGUUAAAGUGGCGACUCAUGAGAAGGAGUGGAAGUGCACCAACACACUGGCCUGCCUCAACCUAGACACGAUGUGCUGGGAAACGGUGCUGAUGGACACAUCAGAGGAGAACAUCCCCAGAGCUCGCGCAGGUCACUGUAGCGUCGCCAUCAACUCCAGACUUUAUAUCUGGAGUGGCAGAGAUGGAUACAGGAAGGCCUGGAACAACCAGGUGUGCUGCAAAGACCUCUGGUACCUGGAGACCGAGCGUCCCUGUGCCCCCUCUCGGGUGCAGCUGGUGCGGGCAAACACUACGUCUCUGGAGGUGAGCUGGGGGCCGUCACAGACUGCAGACACCUACUUGCUACAGCUGCAGAAGUACGACAUUCCUGCCACACCUGCGGCCUCCUCACCUGCCACAACCCCUUCCCCCACUAUUGCCACACCUGGAGCCAGCUCCCCCAAAAGCUCUGCCCCCGUCACAGCAGUACCAGCCAACCAAACUGUCCCCCUGUCCGGCAUCACACUCGUCCCUACUCCCACUGCAUCUGUAGCUGGAACCCCGUUGGCUGCAGCUGCUAAAGCACCAGCAAUCUUGAAAGUGCCAUCAGCUCCAGGUACAACAGGUGGAGCCUCCAUCGUCACAGUGAGACAGGCCAUGCCCAAGUCGCCAGUUGGUGUGACGACACUUCCUGCAGGUGUUCGUAUGGUGGUACCUGCUCAGCCCGGUCAAACGCCAAUCGGCAGCAAUCCUCAGAUGAGUGGCAUGGCAGCAUUGGCGGCGGCAGCUGCAGCGACUCAGAAGAUCCCUCCAUCUACAGCAACGGUGCUGAAUGUCCCCGCAGGAGCAACCCUAGUGAAGACUGUCGCUGUCAGUCCAGGAACGAGCAGUCUGCCUGUCAAAGUGGUGAGUAACGUGGCCACGGGAAUGUUGAAGACGGCUGCAGCCCAGGUGGGUGGGGCCUCUGUCUCCAACCCUGGGACCCCCAGCAGGCCAAUCAUCACGGUCCAUAAGUCGGGCACGGUGACCGUCUCUCAGCAGGCUCAGGUGGUCACGACGGUGGUGGGUGGAGUCACAAAGACCAUCACUCUGGUUAACAGCCCACUGAGCAUGGGAGGAGGCGGGACACUGCUCAGUAACCUCAGCAGCCUGGGCAAAGUGGUAUCGGUGGUCCAGACCAAACCAGUUCAGAGUGGUGCUGUUACUGUCCAGGCUGGGAGCAACGCAGUAACUCAGAUCCUCCAGGCUAAGGGCGGUCUCCCUGCAGGAACCAUCCUGAAGUUGGUAUCGUCUGCCGAUGGUAAGCAGACCACCAUCCUCAGCACGGCACAGGCUGGAUCCUCAGCAGGGAAACCCACCAUCCUGGGCGUCGCGCCGGCAGCCUCCAAACCCGGAACCACCAUCAUUAAGACCAUCCCAGUGUCAGCUUUGCAGGGAGGCGCAGGUGGAAACAGUCCGAUCACCAUCCUGACUACCAAGAUGGUGACUCCAGGGACCGCUGGAAAAAUCCUCACCACCGUGCCAAAAGUGUCUGCAGGUGGCCAGCAGGGGGUCACACAGGUGGUGUUGAAAGGAGCUCCAGGUACGCCGGGCACAAUCCUCAGGACCGUCCCGAUGAGCGGAGUCAGACUGGUCUCGCCAGGAGGUGUUGGCAGCAAGCCCGGCACAGUAACCACGCUGGUUGUCAAGGGAACCACAGGUGUCUCCAGUCUGGGGACGGUUACAGGAAACAUCUCCACUACCCUGGCAGGAACCGCCAGCGCUCAGGUUAACGCCUCCUUGGCAACACCAAUCACCACCCUGGCAACUAUUGCCACACUGGCUAGCCAGGUCACGACAGCCACAGCUGGAGCUGGACCUAAGCAGGUGACUCUGAUCACAACACCAAGCGGUGCAGAGGCUCAGCCGGUCGUCCAGGAUCUGCCAGUCUCCAUCAUGGCUUCUCCUACUUCAGAGGAACCUGGAAGUACUACGAUUACGAGUACAACAACUACUGCACAGGGAGAGACUGGGGAAAGUGCAGUUGCUGCAGUGACAAUGGUCUGCUCCAACCCGCCCUGUGAGACGCACGAGACGGGAACGACCAACACUGCUACCGUCGCUAGCGCAAAUAUCGGCAGUAGCAACCAGGUGUGCUCAAACCCUCCCUGUGAGACGCACGAGACGGGAACGACGAACACUGCCACGGUCGCCACUGCAAAUAUCCUCAGUAAUAACCAGGUGUGCUCCAACCCACCCUGUGAGACACACGAGACAGGAACAACGAACACCGCUACCGUCGCCAGCGCGAACAUCGGCGGUAUCAACCAGGUGUGCUCAAACCCGCCCUGUGAGACGCACGAGACGGGAACAACUAACACUGCCACGGUGGCCUCAGCGAGCAUGAGGCAGGAGCUGCAGAUGAGUUCAAACCAGUCUGCAGCUCCACCUGCUGUCAUUCUGAACACCUGCUCAAAUCCACCGUGUGAGACCCACGAGACUGGAACCACCAACACCGCCACCACUGCUGGAGUUGGUGGGCUCCAACAGGUGUGUUCGAAUCCACCAUGUGAGACCCACGAGACCGGGACCACCAACACUGCCACCACUGCUGGAGCUGGAGGGCUCCAACAGGUGUGUUCGAAUCCACCAUGUGAGACCCACGAGACUGGAACCACCAACACCGCCACUACUGCUACAGCUCAGCAGGGUGGAGACAGCCAACAGGGAGAGUCCACAGAACCUUCCACAUCUGAGCCCCCCUCCACAGCAGCCAAUCAGAGCAGAGCUAUUACUACUGUUACACAGGCCACGCCCACACCAGGACCAUCCAUACCUGAGAUCUCCUCGUUGGUCGGACAGCCACGGGAGGAGUCCUCAGAGGCUGUUGCUAUGGACACAGCAGCAGGUGAGGGGGAGGAGCCUAUGCAGACAGACAGCCAAGCAGAGGAUGUGAUGUCAUCAGCAGCGGCAGUGUUACACGUUCAUGUUGAGGGCGGUGAUACGGCAGCACAGAUGGCGUCCUCAGAUGGUGGUCUUCCUCAGGAGCUGAUGUCGUCUGAAGGGGACGGAGGCGAGGACGUCUCUGGGACGACGACAACCCUGAUGGUGACAGGGGCGCUGAUGCCGGAUCAGCUGGCUGUUACCACGGCAACAGAGGAAGCAGCCCAGCAGGCGACGAUACAGGCAGUACUGCAGGCAGCGGGACAUAUCGGUGACACUGAGGGCUCAGAGCAGUCUAUUCCCAUCGUUCUGACUCAGCAGGAGCUGGCAGCGCUCGUCCAACAGCAGCAGCAACUGCAGGGCAUCCACCAACCAGAACCUGAGCCUGAGCCAGAACCGGAGCCACAGCACAGCAGCAUCCCUACAGAGGGCCUUGCUCCCGCAGACAGCCUCAACGACCCGGCAGCCGACACGAGUAACGGACACGAGCUGGCAUCAUCGGCGGUAACGAGCGCUGUUGCGCGAUUGGCCAGCACGUUUGGUCCCGCCCCCACUCUGACAUCAGGGCAGGUGAAGAAUGAAGCACCUGCCGCACUGCCAGAGGCACCCAACGGCAUCGCACCGACUGCGCCGGUGAAGACGUCGGUGAAGGAGGAUCGGUGGUUCGACGUCGGCAUCGUUAAAGUCACCAACAUGGUGGUCUCGCAUUACUACGUCCCCUACGAUGACAACACACCUGACGACGACUCGGGCGCGGUCCCGGACUACAGUCGAAUGAGAAAGGUGGAGCUACAACCGGGGACAGCCUACAAGUUCCGUGUGGCGGGCAUCAACAUCUGCGGCCGUGGCGCGUUCUCAGAGGUGUCGGCAUUUAAAACGUGCCUGCCCGGUUUCCCCGGAGCGCCCUGUGCCAUCAAGAUCAGCAAGAACCUGGACGGGGCCCAGCUGACUUGGGAGCCUCCCGCCGUCACGUCGGGGAAGAUCACGGAGUACUCCGUCUACCUGGCCAUCCACUCCAGCCAGGCUUCCUCCUCCUCCAGUUCAGGUUCUGGUGCCACCCAGCUGGCCUUCAUGAGGGUCUACUGUGGCCCCAACCCGUCCUGCCUGGUCCAGUCCUCCAGCCUCGCCAACGCACACAUCGAUUACACAACCAAACCCGCCAUCAUCUUCCGCAUUGCAGCUCGCAACCAGAAGGGCUACGGUCCCGCCACGCAGGUCCGGUGGCUGCAAGAAACCAGUAAAGACCCCAAAGCAGCGGUGAAGAGACCAGGAUCAGGACCCGCUGCAGACCUUAAAUCUGCCGGACCAAAGAAGUUCAGAACUGACCAAUAGGAGGAGUCGACUUUCUCCUGAAGACUGUGAUUGGUUACUGUUGCUUGGUUGCCAGAACCAGGAGGAGGCGGGACUCUGGAAACAAACAAAACAAAAGACUUGUAGGAUAUUUGUACAUUUUUUUUUUUUUUGACCAAUCAGAACUCUUCUUCCUUUGUUGUUUCUUUCUGCUGUUGUCAUGGAGACAAUGUUGGGCAGAGUCAACAGCAUUUCUCCAAAUGGAAUUAAAAUUUGAAUUUAUUUGAGUUAUAUGUAGGUAGCUCUCUCUCUCCCCUCUCUCUCUCUGAAUGUCUCUCGCCCUCUCUCUGUCUGAGGUUGUUUUAAAGGUCACAGUUUAUGGUGCUGUUUGUGGGCGGAGCCUCUGCAGCAGAGAGGGGCGGGGUUUAAACCAGCUCUGUUGUAAAUUAUUUUCUCCCUGUAGCAUUGAAAUGUUAUUUUCAUUUUUAUAAACGUCUGUCAGGCUAUUCAAAGUUCUUCUUCUGUGGUUUCUGUUUCUUCUUCUGUUGUUCACGGCAUUCACAAAUUGGUCAGUGAAGGAAACUCGAGCUGUUUGAAAAUCAAACCAGAUGUUUGUGAAUAUUCUCAGAAACAAUAAAGAUUUUUAGAACAUUUCCUGCUCUU
Pelmatolapia mariae (spotted tilapia) is the source of this 5837-nucleotide messenger RNA. RefSeq names its product host cell factor 1-like. Gene Ontology annotation, cellular component: histone methyltransferase complex. The coding region runs from base 162 to 5216 and encodes 1684 amino acids. Gene Ontology annotation, biological process: regulation of DNA-templated transcription; chromatin remodeling. Gene Ontology annotation, molecular function: protein binding; transcription coactivator activity. The record is from RefSeq and is a predicted model, not a curated record. NCBI's taxonomy places the organism in Eukaryota, Metazoa, Chordata, Actinopteri, Cichliformes, Cichlidae. The transcript is spliced from 32 exons.